Messenger RNA from Mercenaria mercenaria, 453 nucleotides. RefSeq lists its product as uncharacterized. Gene Ontology annotation, molecular function: calcium ion binding. Gene Ontology annotation, biological process: cell-matrix adhesion. The coding region runs from base 1 to 453 and encodes 150 amino acids. Gene Ontology annotation, cellular component: lysosome; extracellular region. The transcript is spliced from 3 exons. The record is from RefSeq and is a predicted model, not a curated record. Lineage: Eukaryota; Metazoa; Mollusca; Bivalvia; Venerida; Veneridae.
AUGGACAGAUACAAGCAGUUUUAUGAACUGGCUGAGCACUACUUCGACGAGAUGUAUAUGCGCACGUUUAGCAUAGAAGAACGCGAGGUGGGAAAGGAGCGUAAUUACUAUGCUAAACUUCAUCUUUAUAACGAGGGUUUGAACUACACGCUGAAUCUAAAAACUAUGCUAUGUACGGUUUCUAAACUGACCCAUUCUUUCCACCGUGUCGGUAUACAACCGGAUGCACGUUUCCUAUUUGAAGGAGAGUAUGGAGCCGCCGGAAUCCCGGCAGAAUCCAUCAUCGCAGCGACAUUUGGUGGAAAAUUUGAGGAUGGGGCGGAAUGCUUAGUUACAGUUGUAGAACCAGACUGCAUACCGUUGAUGUUCGACGUUCGCAGCAACACUACAGAUGAACACUACGAGGAAAGGUCGAGUAUAUUUCAUGAUUAUUUGUUUAUUUCGUGUCUUUGA